GGUGCAAAAGGAUGGCAGCCGAAUUUCUUAUGCAGGAGGGUCUUCUUUACCCUCAACCAAAAUUUGGAACCGUUUUCCUAGUGAAAGAACUUGAUGACGAAACCACAACUGAAAAGAACAAAAUCGAUGGUGUUGAAGAGUUAAAAACUCUUAUAAAGCAAACAUGGCUGGACAAUAAAGGAGAAACGCAAAAGUUUAAUGUUGUUGUCGGUUUUGAUCCUGCAGUAUGGGAAGAAGUGAACAAAGGUAUUACUGGCUGGCAAAAAUCUGUUGGAAAAUUAGAGCAGAGAGAGAAGUCGCAUUUCAUUUUACCUCAAAGUCAAAAAUUUAUUAAUGGAAAUGGAGUUUGCUGCAUUGUUGUUCGCACAAGCCGCGGAUUAGACAAAAAUUUUGCUAGAAAAGUCAAAAAAUUUCACGACGCCCUAACCGAUAUUACGUCAAGAAACCAGCUAGCCCUGCGUGUGCAAAAAUGCGAUUCAAAAGAUGUUAUUAGUGGUGUUUAUGUGGAUGGGCUAGCUAACAAGACAGAUCCCAACAUAUUACAGGAAUCUACUGCAUGUAUUGGAGGAGUAAAUGGCUACCCUGGUGGCAGCUACAUGCUGCAGCAGAAGUUCGAAUUUACUUGGGACAUCUUGGGGCAAAAAAACGCUUCUGAUAUUGCGCGUAUGAUUGGUCGGCAAAGAGAUAACACAAUCUUGCUUGGAAAAUCUGCACGAGCUCACAUUGUGUGUGCUCAUGUGACUGAAAAGUCACUCAAUGCUCGUUCAUGUUUCAAGUUGCAUCGAAUAUCAAUGCCUUAUACAGGACAGCAAGAGAAGACAUUGGAAUUUGGAGGAGCUAACAAGGAGGAUGGUAUAUUUUAUAUGUCUGUUGGUAAAUCAAUUACUUAUAUCAAGAAAAUUUUGGAAAAUAUAUCAGGCCCUAAAGAAUCGGUCACUAAUGAUCUACUGAUAUCUACCAUAAAUCCUUUGGAUGGUGCAUUUUAUUACAUUCCUGCUAUGAAAGAAUUUGACAGCGAUUUAUCAAUUGGAAGGUACCCUGAUCAUCAGUUACUGCUAAGACAUUGGAACGUGAAACCAAAGAACAAUAAUUACUUGUUUUAUAAUCACAAGGAAUACCUUAACAGAAUGGGAAAAGCGAAAGAUAUUACUUCUGAUUACGUUCCUUAUCCCGACCCACUGUCAGAUAGGGUGUUGAUUCUUGUGAAAUCAAUGUUUGAACAAUGGGAGACGACAUGGUUCAAGAAAAAAGUAUGUGAGCCAAUACCACAUUUAGAGGAUUUCAUAAAGGAAAAAGACUCUACCCUUGGUAUAUCUGGGAUCGUUUCGGAAUCGUUGGUGUUACGCAGGGCAUGGGCGGUAAGGUUGACCCUCGAGCAUGUGUUCACCACAAGCGAUUUCACGGAGUCCAAACUAAAGAAUCAUUAUGGUCAGGUUAAUGACUUGUUUCAAAUCCAUCCAAAGGAACUGAUUGCUGGAAAGAUGCCUGCUUUUGGUUUAGGAAUUGGACAAAUUGCUAUGCCGUACUUUAAAAAGGAUAUAUCUGCAAAAGAAAUGUCUGCCGAAAACAUCAUGGCGUAUUCAGCAAAGCUAAAUGAAGCAUCCGGUUAUGGACACGUUGUUCCAGGUUAUCAACGGAUUCUCCAAAAAGGCGUUCCAGGAUUUUUAAAGGAACUUGAAUCCAUGAUAGAAAAAGCUGUUCAAGAUGGACAGGUGGAAAAGAAGAAAUACCUUCAAAGUUGCAGCAUUGCAUUUACUGGUGUACAAAAGUACAUCGAAAAUUAUGGUCUUUUGGCAGAGCAUUUAGCUAAAGAAGGCCAAAGUAGCAAUAUACAAUUUGUGUUGCUAAAGUGUGACGUCAAUAAUAUGUCAGAGAUGGCUACUCGUCUGAAAUAUUUGGCCCGUGGUAACAGUGAAAAUCCAACAGGAAGACCAACUAAUUUUCAUGAAGCUGUCCAACUUCUCUUCAUCCUACAUGCUUGUCAACAUUUGUGCACAGAACCUGUGUCCAUAGGACGACUAGAUGUCAUGCUUGAAGAAUUCUAUGACUUAAAAGAUGAAAGAGAUAAAGAGAAAUACCAAGAUAUCAUUGAUGCAUUUUGGAUAAAAGUUGGAGAACGGGCGCAGAUUAACAGAGAAACAAGAUUAGAUCUCUAUACAGCAGGUACGAUUGCUGUGCCUUAUAGAAGCGACGGGAGAUUUCCGAGAGGAGACGGAGGAAACCAGUGGGUUCAGCAAGCUACUGUAGGGGGCUACACAGCAGAUAAGAAUGGAAAUAAGAUAGCACCUUCUAUAAAAAGAAUAGAAAUAGCAAAACUGUGUUUAAAAGCGGCUCGGCGGUUACCAUUAAAUGCACCUUGCUUGUCAUUAAGAAUGCACAGUGGAAUGGAUACAGACGUUUUGAAAGAGGCAACCAAAACCAUUUUAAGCGGAGGAGCACAUCCUAUCCUUCCACAUGAUGACCGAAUAAUACCAGCACUGGUUUCUACUGGCAUAUCACUAAAAGACGCCAUUAGCUAUUCUAGUGACGGAUGCUACGAACCAAUCAUACCUGGAAAGUCCGAGUUUUCAUUCUGUUAUGUACCUCUUCUUGCGGUUUUGGAAAUGACUUUGAACCGUGGUGCUACGAUGGUCGACGCUGGUCCUGCAGGGAUGAGAGGGUACACUAUAUCAAGGGAAUUGAGACCAGGAUCUGAUCAAAUUAGGAGUCUGGAUGAUAUCAAGGACCAAUUUGGCAAGCAUCUUCGAUUGCAAAUUCAUGAUGCGUUGACUGGCUUGCUCAGCAAUUAUGGUAAUAUCUACAAGGCGUAUUCUUCUCAAUUGCUAUCUUGUUUGAUAGAUGGAUGUUUAGAAGAUGGAAAAGAUAUCUAUAAUGGCGGUGCUGCUAUUAAAAUCAUUGCCUGUAUGUUAAUUUCUUUUAGCAAUACAGUCAAUUCGCUUUAUGCCAUCCAAGAAAUCUGUUUUGGUGAGAAAUCAUUAAUCACACUCGACUCCCUUGUGAGAGCACUAAAGUCAGAUUGGGGGUAUGAUUUACAAGAACCUCUUCAAGAUCCCAUGGAUGGGGAGUUAAGUCAUUCAAUUAAAGCCGAAAAUAUGAAGUUAGCACGGGAGUUUGUUCUUAAUUUACCAAAACUUGGAAUGAAUGACGACGAAAAAUCUUCUGAUAAAACAUACUUGUCCAGUUAUCGACCACAAAAGUUGAAGAAUAUUGCAGAAUGGCUUUCAAACGAAUGUGUGGAAGCCUUCAAAGAUGUUACCACGUCGGAUAAAUACCCCUUAUACGAUCUCAUGAAGAAUCUGAAUGAAAAGUAUGGCAGAACCAAAAACCCUGCUGAUUUUAUUAGAUUUAUGCUCGGAUCUGGAACAUUUGAGGGUUAUAUUGGAUGGGGUUUAGGGUUAGCUGCAUCAGCUGACGGCAGAAGAAAAGGCCAGCCUAUAGCUUCAGACAUGAGUCCAGCGCCAAUCCCGCAAGAUCUUCCUGACACUCCACGAAACGAUCAAGACAUUUAUGAUUUGAUGAAAUAUUGGGAUAUCGAAGCAAUCAAAACAGGAUAUCCAAAUGGUGCAGAAGUUGAUUUGGUCAUAGAUGAAGACACUAAAGAAGACAAUUUACUUGAAUUUUUGACUAACUACGCGAAUGCGGACGUAGUGGGAAACAAGAAAGCAAUUGGUGCAAAUCUUAUAACACUAACAUGUACCAAUCAGUCGACAUAUAGAGCAGCCAUGAUAAAUCCAGAACAAUAUGAUCUUAUCCGUGUUCGAACUGGAGGCUGGACAGAGUUUUUUGUUUCAUUUUAUUCAGCACAUCAGCUUCAACACUUACGACGGACUUAUGCGAUAGUAAAUCCCGCGAAAUCGAAAUCUGAAAUCGAGGCAGAGGAAGCUGAAGACGACGAGUGAGAAAGAAGAGUACAGAAGAAAAAAGGACUAAUUAAUUUUACUUUCCAAAAGGCGGACAGCUCCAAGUUGGCAAUUACUUUUUUUGCACCAAUAAUGUCCGCUAUUUGGAGACAAUAAUGUAUAACAAAUUGAUUGACCACGUGAUUAGAGCCUAAUGGUUUUUUUCAACACUUUUUAAAACUGUUGUUUUAAAUCCUCAAAUUCUCGAAUAAUGAUGAAGGGAUCACUUAACCAUGAUAAACUUAGUGUUACUCACAUUUAGUUUUACGUUUUUUUGUAGAGGGCUCGAAAUAUAUAAAUGUUAGAAUAUCCGAUUAAUAUCAUUAUUACCCUAACUCUCCUCUGGAUUUAUUAUCGCCCCUCUGGAUUCUUCGCCGCCUUUCUGGGUUGUGUUUGUAACAACCUUCGCCUGAUCAAGCCAUGGUAAUGGUGAUGUCGAUAAAUUUAAAAGUUUACUCACUGGGCACGUUGAAACUAUUGUUGAACUUACUUUAACUAUUAAUUUUUGUAAGUGUUUAUUUUCGCGCUUUUCUCAGAU
Messenger RNA from Hydractinia symbiolongicarpus, 4437 nucleotides. RefSeq lists its product as uncharacterized. Lineage: Eukaryota; Metazoa; Cnidaria; Hydrozoa; Anthoathecata; Hydractiniidae. Gene Ontology annotation, molecular function: catalytic activity. The record is from RefSeq and is a predicted model, not a curated record. Gene Ontology annotation, cellular component: cytosol. The transcript has 7 exons. The coding region runs from base 12 to 3899 and encodes 1295 amino acids.